This is a messenger RNA of Pseudocercospora fijiensis CIRAD86, 882 nucleotides long. RefSeq lists its product as uncharacterized. The transcript has a single exon. Lineage: Eukaryota; Fungi; Ascomycota; Dothideomycetes; Mycosphaerellales; Mycosphaerellaceae. The record is from RefSeq and is a predicted model, not a curated record. Bases 41 to 583 code for a protein of 180 amino acids.
GCAUCUCGGCGAUAAACUUUCUACCGAGCUCGGUGCAGGCAUGUGGGCAACUAAGAACGUCACAUCCCAAGUCGCCCAGUAUGUGUCUCGGGAGCUGCAAGUUCUCAACCGGGAGCUUCAGGUCAUUAGCAAUACUGCUGCUUCCAUGUUCGGCAAGGCUGCCAAGGCCAGCAAUUAUACCGCAACAACUCUCACCAAAGAUCUGAUGGCCAUACAGAAGGACUUGGUCAAGUUCACCAAAGGCCUUUCGACCUCUGUCAAGGACAAGGUCGAACUUGCCAAGAGUAGCUCCAAGUCCUUGAUCUCCUCGCAGCUUUCUCUGUCCCGUGAGCGGAUUCAAGGCUUCAAGAAAGCAUGUCAGCGGAAGCGGGCAGGCAAGCCAGUCUCAAAGCCGUCACUGGAGAAAAGGCUCGACGCAUGGGCCGAGAAGAACAUCGGAAUCUAUGCUGAAGUCAAAGCCUUGCAGUCCGAAGUCCGCGAUGUCCAGAAGUUGGGCAAGACGCUUCGCGAGUCACGGGAGGCUGAGGAAAAGAGGAAGGUGGAGAAAGUGAAGCGUGCAUAUAACGUUCGUGGUAAUCGCUAAGGAUAUCAUGAUCUGGCAACCAGCAUUGGCGUUUUAGAUUUCGUUGUUUUCUGUCUUGAGAUAUCACUGGCGCACAAGAGGCAUAGGGUUGGAGCUGGCGCUGGGACAUGGACGAUUUGAUGGGAUUGAUGAGAUGAUACCAAGGAACAGACACCACGCGAGAGAUACCAAGAAUCCCUGCCUUCUGACUUACAGCACGGCGCCUUGGAGUACGUACGAGCCAACGAAUGAUUUUCUUUGGUAGGGCAGUGGUUAUCCUACUUUACAUAUAUCGCUAUUACAUACAGCCAUGGACUCUC